AUGGGCGCACCACACAGGCACGGGCUGGCUCCACCGGAGACCCUGUUUCUGGAUCACUACUCGGCGCAAAAGGUGGCGACGUGGGGCGGCCCUCGUAAUCGAAGGUCCUGCAGGGCCGCCGUGUUUGUGCAGCUCCAGCGUGCGCUAAUCGCGUGUAACGGCGUGAAUAAUGUGGAGAUUUGCAUCGAGCAUGGGCUGAACGCAACGAAGGGGGUGCGUCGCCUGACGAUAUGGGUGAUGGACGACAUUGAGUACCCGCGGCUUGGAACUGAACGUGCGCGCACGCUCAAGCUGCUCAACAGACCGAUAGUGGACCGGCUCCUGGUUACGAACCCGGCAAUCGCCCAUCCGAAGCUCUCCCCCUAUCCGAUCGGCAUCUACGACUACCGGCUUUGGCCGAAACAUCUUGACGGUCGCGAGGCACGCACCAACCAGCGCAGCACGCAGCUCCUGUGCUCCGGGAUGAGGAGCCACUAUGGGCGCAGUGAGAAGCUCGCGGCGCUGACGCGCAACGGCUUUCAGUGCCAGAACACGUCCAAGGACUCGCCUGACGUGUAUAUCGAGAAGCUGCUUGGCGCCAGGUUCGUCUUCUCGCCAAAAGGCCACGGCCAGCAAAGCCACCGCGACUGGGAGGUCCUGCUGGCAGGCGCGGUGCCGCUCAUCGACGAGCCGCCCGACACGCUCGCAGCUCUGUAUGCCGGGCUGCCGGUGGUGGCCGUGCGCGAUUGGUCGCUCGUCACACCGCAGUUUCUCGAGGAGCAGUGGGCUGAGAUCCGGCGGCGCGCGUCCCAGGGUGCCUUCGACAUGCGCAGAGCCUAUUUCUUUCCCUACUGGUCGGACGUGUUGCAAGGAACGCAACCUCUGCCAACCAAUAAACAGAGGUUGCAGGCCACCGCAACCUUUUCCAAGGGAAUAAACAGGACCGCUGCUCGCCGUCGGAUCAUCCACCACCAACUCAACAUCACGAUCAUGCCAGUAGCACACGCAGCAGCGGCACUCGAGACUGCCAGCUCAGGCCAAGCCUGUGCCAAGCCUCACGACUCUGAUCCGUGCAAGGCCAAACUUGGUGACAUGAGGGAUGUGAACCGGGUGGGGCAGCCGUCGCAGCCGGGAUGGCUGGAGCACUUCAGCUUGAAGUAUUUCAGCCGACUCAUCGCUGGUGUAUUUGAGGCAGGCGACGAAAAUGGGGAGGAGGGUACUGUCUGGAAAAAGGAGUCGUACCAGGUUAGGCCAAACUUGCAAGUUUGA
This is a messenger RNA of Emiliania huxleyi CCMP1516, 1248 nucleotides long. RefSeq lists its product as hypothetical. Lineage: Eukaryota; Haptophyta; Isochrysidales; Noelaerhabdaceae. The record is from RefSeq and is a predicted model, not a curated record. Gene Ontology annotation, molecular function: ribitol beta-1,4-xylosyltransferase activity. Gene Ontology annotation, biological process: protein O-linked glycosylation via mannose. The transcript is spliced from 2 exons. Bases 1 to 1248 code for a protein of 415 amino acids. Gene Ontology annotation, cellular component: Golgi apparatus.